Molecule: messenger RNA, 1273 nt
Organism: Owenia fusiformis
Lineage: Eukaryota; Metazoa; Annelida; Polychaeta; Sabellida; Oweniidae
Source: the annotation of a GenBank genome assembly
AUGUGUAUACUUUUUGUCGCUAUUAGUGACAACCCUAAAGAUGAUGGCUACCAGGUGAUUAUUGCAAACAAUCGGGAUGAAUACUUUGAGCGACCGACAAAGCCUGCUGGAUUUUGGAAUGAUGAUCCUCAUUGUAUAAGCGGUCUAGACCAAAAGGCAGGCAAAGAGGGUGGAACUUGGUUGUCCCUUUCUACACAGAACAAAAUAGGCGUUCUGCUCAACAUACAGGUUCUUUCAAAGGAUGGAGGAACUGAUACCGUUGGUACAAAGAAGGGAAGAGGCUUUCUAGUAACCGAUUUCAUGUCUACUCCUAAAACUGCUAGAGACUACAUUACUUCGGUCGAAAGAGAUGGCGAUACAUUCUAUCCAUUUAAUCUAGCGUUGCUAGAAAAAUCUGCGAAUUCCGAUAGAUGGCGACUGCAUUACUGCAAUAAUGAGGACCAGCAUAGUCACGAGGUGUGGUCAAAUGGAAUACAUGGUAUUGGCAAUAGUACCAUACAUAAGCCUUGGAACAAAGUCAAACAUGGUAUAAAUCGCAUGGAAACCAUCAUAUCGCAAUUCAAAGCUGCCAAGAAUAAAACUAAUCGUAAAGAGGAACUGAAAAUUGCUUUGUUGGACCUCCUAAAUGAUGACAAAAGUCAUCUUCCAGAUCCUCAAUUGGAAAGUCAACUUCCUCAGGCAUGGCAGAAAUCUCAUAGUGCAAUAUUUGUCAAACCAACGGAAGGUAUCCGAUGCGGAACCAGAACUAAUACCGUGGUCAUUAUAGAUAGUGAGGGACUCUGUGAGUAUGUAGAUAGAACAAUGGAAGACUCCAUCAAUGCAGACUCUGUAAAAUGGACCACCAGUAAUUACAUAUUCCAAAUGGACUAUAAGAACAGUCAUCCUAAACUUGACCGUAUGAAAUUACGAAGGAGAAGUUCUCUAUUACUUAUUUAGAAAUGUGAGCAUAACGAUUACUUCGUAUCAAGACUUAGUCUUGUAUCGACCCUAUCAAUCUCCGAAAUAUUUGUGAUGCCUAAACUUAAACACCGAAAUCACCCAUGUAUUUUAUAUCCCCAAGUUUUGCCUACACCAACGUCAUUAUGGAAAGUAUCACUAUAUGUCUUUGUGUCUAUCAAAAGUUUAUUUCAUGAAGCGUUGCAAUAUUUUCUCCCACGAAAAUAUGGGGCUUCUGAUGAAUAUUCACGAAGCAGCUGUUAUUUCAAGAGAUGUUUAGAAUGGUAUUCUUUUUCGGAAUGUAGCUUGCUAAAAAAGCAACAACGAAGCAGAAUGA